Molecule: messenger RNA, 3036 nt
Organism: Stylophora pistillata
Lineage: Eukaryota; Metazoa; Cnidaria; Anthozoa; Scleractinia; Pocilloporidae
Product: deoxynucleotidyltransferase terminal-interacting protein 1
Cellular component (GO): nucleus
Molecular function (GO): DNA binding; nucleosome binding
Source: RefSeq, a predicted model, not a curated record
UUUAGAAGAAAGGAAAUAAAAAUGGCGGAGCCUCCGGGAGCUUAUUUGGCGAGAGAAGUUGAAAUAAAUACCGAUGAUAGAUACGGCUUUAGAAGAGGAUUCAGAAAGCAAAAGCUUUGUUUUAGGGAUAUGGACUCUAGCGUGGAGGAGCACAAAGAAAGCAAAAAGGGAAAACCAGUACCACCCCAGUCUCAGGAAAAUGAACCCAGUCCCUUCAACAUGACAGCAAAGAACUUUCCUAAACGAAGAAGCCGAAUGCAUGCCUCUGUUGCCUCUUAUAACCGCACAAGGGGCAGCACAGUCAGUGCCAAUAAAGCCCUGGAACUUGUUAGAGCAGCUUUACAGCCUUCACUAAAUGCUGAAAUUGAGGCAGUUUUAAAGAGCUAUCAAGAGAUGUUCCGUAUGGCAGCGCAUAACAUCAAAGACAACACAAGUGAAUCAGUCUCAGAGGAACAGAUUAAAGCUGUCCUGAGGAGAAGCUUAGAUGAGGCCAAACUUCUGUUCAGGGUGGACACAAAGCCUCAUCACUCUGAUAGGAGAUAUGAUAGAGGGGGAAGUCCUGCAAUAGUCAAGAAGAAGAGGGUACGGCCUGAUGUAGACAAAGAAAGUGAUGGAUCACCUCCUAAAAUAAACAAGGUGGACACUAAAGCUAUAACCAGUAAGUGGGAUCCUGACAGUAUUACUGAGGACACUGAAUUCAUCAUGGGAGUUAAAGCGAACAAAGCCCUUGGUUUUGCUGCUACAAGAGGAAAACUCUACUACAGACAUCCAGAACUUUUCAAGUACUCUGGUGACUCUGAUGACAAACUGUGGCUGUUGGAACAGAAUGAGCUGCCCAUCACUGGAGGAAAGGCAUUUCUCAUGAUUGCAGAUGACAUAAGGAAAUUAGCUGAUCAUCAAGAUUACAGGAAUAAUGAAGGUCUGAAUCUGGAAGAAAUCAAGGGUUUCAAAGUGCCAUCAAAGAUGGUAGAGAAGAUGAAAAGCCACAUGAGAAAACUGAAGAGAGAAGCAGCUGCUCGAGGUGAGGUUAGAGACAAAGUCAAGGAGGAACAGAGUCCUGCCAACGACGAAGUAAAGGAGUCAGCAGAACACGAAGGCAUGGAAACACCCUCUCAAGCUCCAGUCAUUAAACAGGAACAGUGACUUCGCAGGUCAAGACGGAUAGGAACAAUUUUAUUUAUUAGAAUUAGUCGUUCUUUGUAGAACUGUACUGUAGAGUGACUCCUCUUCUCGGUGACGAACCACUUUCAUCGUGAAUAAGUUACUCAUAUCCUAGUGUCUGUUGAUAAGUUCUUAAUUGACUUGAUAAAAUGAUUAAUCUCCAGCCUUUAUGGGGGCUAAGUAUGGCCAGCGAGCAGGCUGUCGUUAAUAGCACUGCAGGGAGCGCCUUUAAUUUCUCUGCCCGCAUAAAGAUUUGGGACGAUUCGGGGAGAGAUUUGCCAGACCCUGACAUACCUCUCGCCGGCUUGCUUUCUCAACAACCUAGACUUUCGCGCUCGUGUCGCAGCGCUAUCAAUGAAGGCUGCUCACCGGUUAGACAAACUAGAACUUUGAAAUUUUGUUAUAAGACAGGUAAAGAUGUUAUCCAAAUUGAAUGUCGGAACCAGUUUAGAGUCACAAAUGGAAAACUGAGUAGUCUUUGAACGGGCUUCACACUCGAGGAAUACUGUAGAGAAAUUCUUCUAAAUUUUUUGUGUGUGAAACAUAACUUUUUAAGUCAUCAGAAAUCCAUCUCUUUAUUUUUUUUUUUUUAGUAUUUUUGGCAUGUUACGAUUAAAUCACAAGUUUUCCUUCUUUCCUGAAGGCUUUGUUACGUAAGCAUGGCGCACGACGGCGCCGUUGGGUCACCUUAUAGUCCCGUGUCGUCGUCCUGUAGAAAUUUGAAUUUACGAUUCGCUGUAAAGACGACGACGUCGUUUAUGCGCGACCGGCAAAUUUUCCCGCCGUUUCUUAAGUUUGUUUUUAUCUUUUGACAAGGCGAGUUGUUUAAACUAAAAUGCCUAACUUCAGAGAAGCGAGAGCUUGUAUAGCAUACGCUUAUGGAAGCAACUUUAGAAACGAACAAGAAUUUGUACUUUUGUAAGACUGUCACAAGUCAACAAAUCCAGAGUUUCCGUACUGGAACUACCACAGGUUCGAUUUAGACGAGAAAUCAAACGACAAAUGCAAGGCCGAGUUUCGUUUCUACAGGGAGGACAUUUAUAAACUUGCUGAACAGCUACAGCUACCUGACGAGAUAACAACUUAAAAUGGUUUAGUUGUUGCUUCGGUACCUGCACUAUGCAUGUAUCUCAAGCGCUUUGCCUAUCCUUGUCGAUAUGGAGAUUUGGUUUAUCAUUUCGCCAGACCGGUUCCUGAGAUUUCCAUCAUUACAAACCACAUAAUGGACUUGAUUUACGGUCGGUGGCAUCAUCUGCUUACAAGAUACAAUCACGAUUUCCUCUCUCUCCUCCCAAACUUCUGCAAUACGCUGAGGCGAUCGAUCAGGCAGGAGCUGCCUUAAACAACUGUUGGGGAUUCGUAGAUGGGACUAUGCGUCCAGUUUGUUGGCCUAACGAAAACCAACAGCCAUCUACAACGGCCAUAAGCUUGUCAACUCUAUCAAGUUUCAGGCUGUCGCUUUGCCUAAUGGAUUAGUGGGAAUCUAUUUGGCCCAGUUGAGGGAAGACGCCAUUACAGUUUCAUGCUGGCUUCCUCAGGAUUCUUGCAAGAACUGCAGAGGUUUUCCAACUGUCUAGUUACUGGCCUCCCCCUUUGUGUGUACGGUGACCCCGCCUAUCCGAUACGAGCACAUCUACAAAGGCCCUUUAAGGGUGGUGUCCUGACCCCAGCUCAACAAGAUUUUAACACCUCACUGAGCACAGUCCGCUCUUCUGUGGAGUGGCUAUUCGGGGACAUUGUUAAUUAUUUUAAAUUCAUAGAUUUAAAAAAGAACCUUAAAAUCGGACAUAAACAAUUUGGCCUCUUACAAGAUAGGACACAAAGAGUGUAAAACGCGUUAUUAUCAGAGUACAAAUAAAGUGACGAAAACGGAAA